Molecule: messenger RNA, 1119 nt
Organism: Vitis vinifera (wine grape)
Lineage: Eukaryota; Viridiplantae; Streptophyta; Magnoliopsida; Vitales; Vitaceae
Product: receptor-like protein EIX2
Exons: 3
Coding region: 1-897 (298 amino acids)
Molecular function (GO): protein binding
Source: RefSeq, a predicted model, not a curated record
AUGCCAACACUGGAGCAGCUGCGUCUACGGGGCAAUAUGUUGACAGGAGAUAUUCCUGAGCAAUUGUGUUGGCUUUCUGAUCUCCACAUUUUGGAUCUUGCAGUGAACAAUUUAUCAGGAUCCAUCCCACAAUGCGUAGGCAAUUUAACUGCUUUAAGUUUUGUGACCUUAUUAGACAAAAAUUUUGACGACCCCAGUGGUCGUGCCGCCUAUUCGGAGCGCAUGGAGCUAGUUGUAAAGGGACAAAAUAUGGAAUUUGAUAGCAUAUUGCCAAUUGUGAAGUUGAUAGAUCUUUCUAGCAAUAACAUUUGGGGAGAGAUCCCAAAAGAGAUCACAAAUCUCUCGACCCUGGGUACCUUGAAUUUGUCCCGAAACCAGUUGACUGGAAAGAUACCUGAGAAGAUUGGAGCCAUGCAAGGGCUAGAAACUCUUGACCUCUCAUGCAAUUGCCUGUCAGGCCCAAUUCCUCCGAGCAUGUCUUCUAUAACCUCAUUGAACCAUUUGAACCUAUCGCAUAACCGCCUGUCAGGACCAAUUCCAACAACCAACCAGUUCUCGACAUUCAACGAUCCAUCCAUUUAUGAGGCGAACCUGGGACUUUAUGGGCCUCCAUUGUCAACCAACUGCUCCACCAACUGCUCCACUUUAAAUGAUCAAGAUCACAAAGAUGAGGAGGAAGAUGAAGAUGAAUGGGACAUGUCAUGGUUCUUCAUAAGCAUGGGAUUGGGCUUUCCGGUGGGAUUUUGGGCUGUAUGUGGCAGUUUGGUUCUAAAGAAGUCUUGGAGGCAGGCAUAUUUCCGGUUCAUUGAUGAAACCAGAGAUAGGCUAUAUGUCUUCACUGCAGUGAAUGCGGCUUGUCUGAAAAGGAAGAUGGAAGCAAAUGGAGUUCAUGGCUAAAAAGCUCUUUUGCAGAGGGUGAUAAGGUUUCAAAAUAACAAACAUCAUACAAAAAGAAGAUUGAAUACAAUGAUGAAUUCUUAGUGGUAAUGAAGAUUUCUUUGGCACGAGUGUUUGAGAACUUAUCUUUGAAAUGUUGGCAAGCAAUUAUUUUUCUUUAGGUAGGUUUGUUAUUUGUAAACUGUCAUUUAAGUAAGAAAAGUUGUAAUAUUAAGUUGGAUA